UUCAUCAGACUUUAGAAGUAAAGUUAUUGUCCGUUUACACAUUGGUGAUACUAAUGGGAGGGUCUUUCUCUCAAUGUUUAAAAGCACAUAUUUUUCAGAAAGCCAGGAAUUUGAGUGUAAAACAUUUCUCAGGCUGAGCUGUUAUGUUUGUGAGCUUCCUGUAACCAUUUCUGUUGCUAAACAAAACCUGAAGUCUAUGGAGAAUCAAGCCCUCAAUCAACAAGGAGAGGCUCCUGGGGCAGGGAACACACAUCGUCCCUUCAACAUGAAUCAUUACGCUACUAAGAAGAGUGCAGUGCAGAGCAUGUUGGAUGUGGCUCUUCUGAUGGUGAACUCCUCUCAGCUGAAGACAGUGCUGCAUUCAGGAGCACAGCACUGCUUCUAUGCUCCUCUCAUCGCUCUGAUCUCACUGUCCAUCUCACUGCAGGUCACUGUGGGCCUCCUGCUCAUCUUCAUUGUGAAGUAUGACCUGAAUGAUGUUAAGAUACAGCCAAGGCUAAACACAAUGAAUAAUAUGGCCACUGUUUUAGUGUUCUUUACUGUUCUUAUCAACAUCAUCAUCACGGUAUUGAGGAUUUGAGUCUGGAGGGUGAGCAGAGUCUCUCUUUUUUUUUUUUUUCUCCGUCUUUAUAAUUUAAAGAGUAUUUAAGUCUGGACAUCUAAACUUUAUUCUUUACAGUACAUUAAUUAUAAUACUGUA
This is a messenger RNA of Carassius carassius (crucian carp), 700 nucleotides long. Its product is annotated as ninjurin-1-like. Gene Ontology annotation, biological process: cell adhesion; tissue regeneration. Lineage: Eukaryota; Metazoa; Chordata; Actinopteri; Cypriniformes; Cyprinidae. The record is from RefSeq and is a predicted model, not a curated record. The transcript is spliced from 3 exons. Gene Ontology annotation, cellular component: membrane. The coding region runs from base 74 to 580 and encodes 168 amino acids.